This is a messenger RNA of Zootermopsis nevadensis, 5105 nucleotides long. The record is from RefSeq and is a predicted model, not a curated record. NCBI's taxonomy places the organism in Eukaryota, Metazoa, Arthropoda, Insecta, Blattodea, Termopsidae.
UCUUAUUCUCGGUGAAGACUGAAAAUGUCAGUUCCGUUGUCAUCUGUGAAACACGGAAAACCGAGACUACUCAUAAACCACGAAUCUGGACGGUUAUAAGUAAGAAAAUACAUGCACAAUAAUUAGCAUUUGAGGUUGGGGUGAUACCUACAAGGCCUAUCCCAUCUGUGUACGAAAUAUGUUGGUGAUACGUGGGUCAGAAUAGAAGAGAAUUUAAUUACUUUCCACAGACUCUUCAAAGGAAAUAUCACGUGUCAAAACCUAGAAGAUCAUAAACAAAAAGUGUUAAAGUGCCGUUGGCAGUUCUGUACAUAUUAUAUAUCUCAUAGCAACUGUGUAAUGUGGGCGUACUGUUAAAACCACAUUGUAAUGUGGAAUAUGUUAUGUUUUUUUAAAGUUAUAGAUUUCCUAUGCAGGUGUGAAUAUACGUGUUAAAAUGGCAGGCACAGGUUCCGAAGAAAAUACCGUAGGACGUAACAAAGUGGUUGAUAAUGCAUGGUCUUUGAAAAUUCCUGAAUUUCGUCCGGAUGAUAAUCCACACAGACUUUUAGAAGAAAGUUCAUUUGCGACGCUGUUUCCAAAAUACAGGGAGCACUAUUUGAGGGAAUGUUGGCCUUUAGUUCAGUCAUCUCUAGAAGAACAUGGCAUAAAGGCAGACCUGGAUGUUGUGGAAGGCAGCAUGACUGUGAGAACAACUCGUCGCACGUGGGAUCCGUACAUUAUUGUAAAGGCAAGAGACAUGAUAAAGCUUUUGUCAAGGAGUGUACCAUAUGAACAAGCAAUUCGCGUACUUCAGGAUGAAGUGGGAUCAGACAUAAUAAAAAUUGGGUCUUUAGUACGAAACAGGGAAAAGUUUGUGAAGAGAAGGCAGAGACUAAUUGGACCCAGCGGUUGCACUCUUAAGUCCAUUGAAUUGUUGACCGAUUGUUAUGUCCUCGUCCAGGGUCAAACCGUGGCAGCCCUAGGCCCUUACAAAGGUCUUCAACAGGUACGGCGUAUUGUUGAGGAUACAAUGCACAACAUUCACCCAAUCUACAAUAUCAAAGCCUUAAUGAUCAAGCGUGAACUGGCAAAAGAUACCAAAUUAAAGAAUGAAAAUUGGGAACGAUUUCUUCCCAAGUUUAAUAGCAAGAAUCUUAGUAAACGGAAACAACCGAAGAAGAAGAAAAUUAAGAAAGAGUACACACCAUUUCCUCCCCCUCAGCCAGAGAGCAAAGUGGACAAGCAGUUGGCUAGUGGAGAAUACUUUUUGAAGGAAGACCAGAGACAGGCUCGUAGGCGCAGAAUGAAGGAUGAAAAACAUGCAGCAGCAGCCAAACUGCGAGAAGAGAAACGAAACAAACCAUUCAUACCACCUGAGGAACCCCAGUUCAAGUCCUCAGCAGUGAGCCAGAGCUCUGAUAUUGAUGUAAUAGCACUGAAGAAGAAAAUAAAAAAUGCCCAAAAGAAGAAGGUGUCACCAUAAUCAUAGUAUCUUGUCUUUGUAAAUGCACAGAUGUUAAUAUUAUUUUAUUUAGUAAAGUGUACCAUGUUCAUCCUUGUUUCGCAGAUUUCCAAUUUUUCUUUUAAAUAAAACAACCUUUAUUUUUGUGCAUUGUGUUCCCUUCUCAAAUGCUGUAAACAUACCCCUCCAAACAAUCAAAACAUUGUAAUAUUCAUACAGUGCAGAACUGGUAGUGUCAUUGGUUUAUAGAGUUUUUUUUUUGAAUUUUUACUUUAAUUUCUUUUGAUUGUACCAAACAUUUGAUUAUUUAUUGAAAUUUCUUUCUGUGUUCAUUUAAAUAAAUAUGAGAUGUUAGCAGUUAAACUGCCAACUCAUUCUUUGAAUUCAGAUUAUGUAACUGUUUUUGGAUAUUUUACAUUGGUCCCAAUGGAUGGAUGCCAUUAUUCUACAUUUGGAAACAACUUUAGAUUACUGUAACAAGUGUAUUUUUUAAGUUACUCCAAAAAGCAGUGCAAUGGCCAGCAACUUAACUAUGGCAUAUUACCUGUUACUAACUUAUGUUAGGUAUUGUUUUAGUGAUAUAACAUUUUGUCAGUCCUAUCUUCCACUGCAAUAAGUGACUUUCUGCGGUUUCUUCGUGCUCUCCCAAAUAUUCACUGUCCUUCUGACACAUCAUGCUCAUACCACAGAAUGGUGCCCAAUAGCUUGCAUGAUAAACAUUCUCAAGGAAACAGCACCACAAUUGACUGACUGUUGGAUGUCAUUGUAUCCUAAAGUUCAGCCUGCUGUAAACUGCCUGUCAUCUGUCAACAUGCAAACAGAAAACCACUUCACACUCUUCUUGACAUGAAAUCACUAUUUGCUAAUGCUAACAAUACAAGGAUAUGUUGUAUAUAUAACAGUAUAUGAAGUGUGCUGUUUGUGUGUUGAUAGGCCAAUAGUUUAAUAACUGCUACAGGAUACUUGCUUACAAGUUGUCUACUGUAGGAAAUUAUCAAAAUCAUGUUCCUGUACACAGUUUUCAUUGUAUCCUGAACUGCAGAAUAUUAAGAUAUAUGUUACCUCUUAUUGGGACUGCCUGUAAGUAAUGUUUAUGCUGAAAGGAUGGCUUCAGGAAAGGGUGUACAGUGGAAGCAAGUGAACAAAACAAUGCUUUUUCAUAAAAUGUUAUAAUUGAAACUGAGUUUUAUGUGGUAAUGUACAAAUUUGUUGCUUACAUGUAGUUUCCUUGCUAAUGCUUCAUCACAUAUAAUACAAGUACUUGUAUGUUGGAAGAACAACUUGUUUCACACUAGAAUGUCAACUGGUAACAUAAAAAUGUAGAGACCAUACACUAGAAUGUCUCAUGUUAGUCCAGUGAACUGUCCUUUAGCAACCUUUUAAGCCAUGUGGCAACACUAAACAGUAAUAAUAUUAGACACCAUCAUCCAAUCAGACUAUGAAUAUCUACAUGACAGAAUUAAGCCUGGUAUGAUAAUGGUUAAGGAUCACACAAGGAGGAAAAUAGAGCUCCAUAUAUUAUAAACUUUGGCACAAGAUGAGGUUGGUCAGCCUCCCCCUCACAGGAUAUUUAAACAAAAUAAUGCAAGUGAUGUAUGUGUUGCCUCCUUUUUUUAUAUGAAACACACUAACAUUAUGAAAUAAAUGGGUUAGUCAGUGGAGCACAAAUUUUGAUGUUACAAUUGUAUUAGACUCACAGACUUGGGACAUGUGACAAUGAAGUGGGUUUAUGAAAACUGCAACUUGUUUAGUCUGCUUUUGACAUGACAAUGAUGUUUGGCAGCUCCUUUCUGGACCGUAAAACAUAAAUAUGACUCGUAUGACUUUAAGUUUUUAUUACACACUCAGAAAUGACAAUAAAAUCAAUGAUUAAGAUCAAACUUUUGAACACGAGUAAUAUAAUCCCCAAUGGUUUGAAGCCUUAUGUUCAUCUGUAGGUUAUGAUGUGCCAUGCCCGAGGCAGUGAAUUGCUGGCUUCUCACUGCAGAGGCCUGUUUGCUUGCAGGGCAGUCCAUGUGGGAUUAGUCAUGGACAAGUAGCACUGGGACAUGUUUCUCUCCAAGUUCUUCAGUUUUCUCAGGUCAGUAUCAUUUCACAUUGCUCCACAGAGACAUAGUCCUAUUGCAUCAUUAAAAAUCUAGACCCCUUCUGCUGGUCAUUAAAUGAUAGCAAAGUCUGCCUCAUAGGUGUCAUCACCUCAGAAAUGGAGUCUUUACCAUUGCUAAGGUAAGCAGAGGGAACAGAUUUUUACUGAUUAAGCCUUUGUUCAUAUGGAAAUACUGAAGUGAAGCAGUUUCUCUAUACACAGUCUUUAAAUACAAAACUAUGCAAUUUCCUUGUAACUGUCAAGAUCCUGAAACUGGUCAUUCUUCAGAAUGCUUCCUAAUAAAGGAUGUGGAUAAAUCAGGAAGGGCAGGUACCCUACCAUGUGAAGCAAAAAGGAUGGCUUACGACAGGCCUGUGCAGUUUAAUAUGUUUAGAAACAAUGCUUUUGAUAUAUGAGAUGCACUGAAUGUAGCAAAUAUUAGAAUUUAUAAUUUAGUUCCGAGGGAAUCAACAUUCUGACAAUUUAAAAACGUUUAAGGGACUUCUUAAAUUUCUCACAGUGGUGCAGAUAUCGAUAUUAUGUGGACUAUAUAAGAACUGAAGUCCUCACAGUGUUACCACCCACAAGACUGACAUUGCAUCAUAUUCUAGUCAUGUUCUUGUAGUUUUAAUCUUACAUGAGAUUUCUGACUUGAAUGGAUGAACAGGGCUCUUUUCCUAACAGGAGCAUUUGAGGUUUUCUUUUCAGAGCCGUACUGGAGGAUCAACCGAUCUAGUGGAUACCAUGGACUUUUUCCCAGAGUGUGAGGCUAACUAUUCACCUCCAUUUGGUUGUAAUGUUUAGAAUGCAUGGAGCUCUAUCAUGUCCUUAUGCUCCUUUUCUGGUGCACGGGCAUAAGGACAAUUUUAAAUCUAAAUGUUUACAGUUAUAUUACAUCAACAGUCAACUUAAACUCCACAAUACUACAGCCUUUACUCCUGGUUUGUGACACUAUACAGAUCAGAAGUAUACGACUCAAUUGUGAAAUAAAGAGAUAAAUUUAAAGAAUGUUGAAGUCAUAUUUUUAUUGUGUGGUCCUGCAGCUUCUCUGAACACCAUCAAUCUGUAAUACAGACAAAAGAGUAUCUAAGAUUUGAGGUUUUCAUGGCAGUGAAAACAUGGACUGUGUUCUUCUGAGUUGUGAUGUCAUAGAGUUUAUCAUCAUUAUUUUGAAGGGACAUGCUGCUUCACCUUUCAGGGUAGAAGUGUUCUUCUUAAACACACAACCACCCACAAGACUACACAGCAACACAACUCAGAAGACCACAUUCCAUAGCUUAUCUGCAAUAAUCAGUCUUGCAGGCACUGGAUAACAGUUCCACUUCCUUAUAUUAUUGAAACAGAAGCCGUCAGUUCUGCUUUUAUACUUGAACACUUUUUUUCUGCCAAAUAUUAGUUGAACUUUGCCAUCCAUAACUAAAUCUAUGACAAACCUAAAGCAUAUUUGUAGCACAUAGUUUGAGUAUAUAUGAUGGCUAUUUAAAUUAAUAAAAGUUUUUUUCUUUAUUUAUUUCAAAAAUGUAUGUUCUUGUACAGAGUAUGUGCUGUUCAUUAAUAAAUUAUGAUAUUUAGUGA